Cuscuta campestris is the source of this 3358-nucleotide messenger RNA. Lineage: Eukaryota; Viridiplantae; Streptophyta; Magnoliopsida; Solanales; Convolvulaceae. The record is from the annotation of a GenBank genome assembly.
CGUAACGAUCUUUUUGGGACGGAGGGAGUAUUUCUUAAAUCUAACCUACGGCAAAAAGUUAACACCCUCCCCCCAUAUAUAUAACAUAUACGCACACGGAAAAAUAAAAAAACGAAAUACGGAGUAGGUCGACAGAACAAAGUCCGAAGGAAGAUGAAGGAUUGCUAAUUGCCACCACUGCUCCGCCGCCGCUACCUCGAGUCGUCAUCCAGAUUGCCGAGAAUUGAUCGCCGCCGUUCAUCUUCGUUGUUUGAUUUGUUGAUUUGUUUUAAUUCUUCAAAUAAUCGAGGAGGAACAAAACGAGCGAUUUCAUCCGGGAAUUGGUACGGAGAAGUAGAAGGCUCUCAGAUCCAAAUCCUCCAUGAAGAUCAGAACAAUUAAGCUCCGAGAAGCUCACAAGAACGGCAGCGGCGGCGCCUCCCUAUGCUCGAUUCUGUGGGACCAGAGCGGCGAACACCUCGUCACGGCGUCUACCUCCGAUUCGUCUAUUUGCAUCCAUGAUGCUAUUUUUCCUGCGAAUCCGCCCAAAGUUCUGAGAAAUCACAGAGAUGGCGUGACCGCUCUUGCUCUGAGCUCCAAUUCCACCUGCCUCGCCUCCGGAUCUGUUGACCAUUCCGUCAAACUCUACAAAUUUCCAAGUGGAGAGUUUGAGACAAACAUAACUAGAUUUACAUUGCCAAUAAGGGCACUUGCCUUCAAUAAGGCAGGCACUAUGUUAGCAGCUGCUGGUGAUGAUGAGGGCAUUAAACUAAUAAAUACCAUUGACGGCACAGUUGCCAGAGUUCUUAAAGGGCAUCGAGGGUCUGUUACGGGUAUAGAUUUUGAUCCUAAAAGUGAAUAUCUGGCUUCAGUUGAUUCUGUAGGAACUGUCAUACAUUGGGAGCUACAGUCAGGAAAAAUAAUUCAUACCCUGAAAAACAUAGCUCCUGCUACAGGUUUGGACCAUGCUUUCAUGAAUACGCUUAGUUGGAGUCCUGACGGGGAACUACUAGCUGUCCCUGGCUUGAAGAAUGAUGUGGUUAUUUAUGACAGAGACACUGCUGAAAGGCUAUUUUCAUUACGUGGUGAUCAUGUCCGGCCUAUUUGCUUUUUAUCAUGGUCACCUAAUGGAAAGUAUAUGGCUACUUCUGGCUUAGAUAGACAGAUUUUGGUAUGGGAUGUUGAUAAGAAACUUGAUAUCGAUAGACAGAGGUUUGACAAUAUGAUAUGUUGUAUGUCAUGGAAGCCCCAGGGAAAUACUCUAGCAGUUAUCGAUGCUAUGGGAAAAUUUGGUUUAUGGGAAUCUGCUGUUCCAUCAUCUAUGAAAUCCCCCACUGAAGAUAUUCCUAGCUUGGGAUCAAAGGGUAGUAAUGGAUUACUUCUCUUUGAUGAUGAAGAGGGGCACAGUGUAGAUGGGAGUAUGAGUGAUAUUGGGGAACAUAGUCCUGAUGACUCUGAUCCACUGCCUAGCCGAAAAAGAAUACGCAAGCAGUCUAUUUCUGAUGAUUAUUUAGAAGCAGAUGUAAAAGAGUUUGACUUAUUUCCGAAACUUGAAUCUCGUAAAAAGCCUGCUCAUGGUCACCAGGUUAGCACAGAUAGGAAGAAAACUGAAUUAAAGAGCACUGCCGUGUCAGCAGGUCCGAAAAUGCAAGAAGCUUUUCAACCAGGAGCAACUCCUAUACAACCUGGAAGAAGGCGCUUUCUCUGUUAUAGUAUGCUUGGUAGUAUAACAACUAUGGAGCAUGAUGGAUAUUCACAUAUAGAGAUCGAUUUUCACGAUACAAGUAGUGGUCCUCGUGUUCCUGCUAUGACAGAUUACUUUGGCUUUACCAUGUCUUCUUUAAAUGAAAAUGGAAGUGUAUUUGCAAAUCCGUGCAAGGGUGAGAAGAAUAUGAGUACACUCAUGUAUCGCCCAUUCAGUAGUUGGGCUAAUAACAGUGAGUGGUCAAUGAGAUUUGAAGAGGAAGAAGUCAGGGCUGUGGCACUUGGAAAUGCGUGGGUAGCUGCCAUUACAAGUCUUAAUUUUCUUCGUGUCUUUUCUGAGGGCGGGUUGCAGAGAUAUAUCCUCUCUCUUGAUGGACCGGUGGUCACUGCAGCAGGAUUCAAGGAUGAACUAGCCAUUGUUACACACGCGUCUCCUUCUCUCCCAUCAAAUGAGCAGGUUCUUGAAUUUAUGGUUUUCAAUAUUCACAAUUGCACACAACCUCUACGAGGACGACUCCCUUUGACUCCCGGCUCCUGUUUAACAUGGUUUGGGUUUAGUGAGGAAGGCCACCUAAGCUCUUUCGAUUCAAAGGGUGUGCUGAGGGUCUUUACGCAUCAGUUUGGUGGUAAUUGGCUUCCUCUCUUCAGUGCCAGCAGAAUGAAGAAGCCAGAAGAGAAGUACUGGGUUGUUGGGUUGAAUGCAAGCAAGUUAUUUUGUGUUGUAUGCAAGGCACCUGAUUCUUUCCCACAGGUUACUCCUAAACCAGUCCUCACUCUAUUUGAUCUUUCCCUUCCUCUUGCAUCCUCUGAUCUUGGAGCAGAUAAUCUGGAGAAUGAAUUCAUAUUAAAUAAUAUGCAUCUAUCCCGGGUUCAGAAAGCAAUUGAGGAAAUGCUAUCCAAUGGCCAGGACACCACCUUGCUUGAUGAUGAGGCAUUCAACCUCGAAACUGCUAUUGAUCGGUGCAUUUUGAGGCUCAUUGCAUCCUGUUGCAAUGGUGACAAGCUGGUGAGAGCAACUGAACUUGUUAAACUUCUUUCAAUGGAAAAAUCAGUGAAGGGUGCGAUAAAGCUUGUGACGGCCUUGAAGCUACCAAGCUUGGCGGAACGCUUCAGUUCCAUAUUGGAGGAGCAUUUAAGCAAAGAAGCAAUGGAGAACACUGCUCCUGCGCAGCCAAACUCGAACUCUCCCACAUGCGAAAAUGAUGCGUCCAAGGCUUCUCACACUACACCAGAAAGCAGCACUAAAGCAAUGCAUAUCUCAUCCACCCCUUCCUCAACAAAGAAGAUCUCGCCGGACCCAGAUUUCAACCCAAAAAUUGAACAAGCCCGAGCAACUCCAUCGGGAAAGCCAGGAGAAGACAAAUUCGUUGGCACUCCAGGAGAAGUGAAGAACAAGAAUGUAAAUGGUGUGGAAAAGACGGAAAAGCCAAAAUUCCUUGGAGACUUUAAGGCUGGCCAAGAUGUAGGAGAGCAAAAAGCGGUUCGCCCUUCUAACCCGUUUUUAAAGCCAUCAACCAAGCAAGAAACUACAUCUUUGCUUGACUCACUCAAGAAGAUGAGUGGUGAGAAGAGAAGAUAAAUAAAGUGUUUUUAAAAAACACUUCACCUAAGAGCUUUUUUUUUCUGUCACUAGUUGUAACAAAAUCAAUUAUGUAAAUAUGCUUUAGGUAAAUCC